Chanos chanos (milkfish) is the source of this 4243-nucleotide messenger RNA. It is a transcript of the gene rrp12, whose product is annotated as ribosomal RNA processing 12 homolog. The transcript has 34 exons. The record is from RefSeq and is a predicted model, not a curated record. The coding region runs from base 15 to 3872 and encodes 1285 amino acids. Lineage: Eukaryota; Metazoa; Chordata; Actinopteri; Gonorynchiformes; Chanidae.
UUGCUUGUAAUAACAUGGUGAAAUCUGGAAAGCUCCGAUCCGGAGCAGCGCAAAAAGUGAAGCGAUGGAAAAAAGGACAUAGUAGUGAUUCAAACCCGGCGACAAGUCGGUUUCGACAGGCUGCCAGGAGUCGAUUCUUCAGCCGGCCUUCAGAGAAAAGUGACCUUACUAUAGAUGCAUUGAAACUUCACAAUGAGCUUCAAUCGGGUCGUUUGGAGAGUAGCAGAGAUGGAACCGGAGAGUCGAUGGAGGAACCCGCUCUGUCAGAGAGAACUAGCGGAACGUUUCUUAGCGGACUCUCAGACUGCUCCAACCUCACGUUCAGGAAAGUCCAGCGGUACUGGGAGUCGAAUUCUGCUGCACACAAGGAGAUCUGUGCUGUGUUGGCUGCCGUGACAGAGGUCAUAAGAGCCCAGGGAGGGAAAGAGACGGAAACAGAGUACUUUGCUGCUUUGAUGACGACCCUUGAGGCAGUGGAAUCGAGUGAGUCACUGGCAGCAGUCGCUUAUCUCCUCAAUUUAGUCAUGAAAAGGGUGCCUGGCCCAGUGCUGAAGAAGAGGUUCUCAGACACCGCCAAAGCUUUUAUGGAUAUCCUGUCGGCUCAGUCCAGCGCGGACUCCGUCUCCUGCUUACGCUGGAUUUUGUCGUGUUUGGCCACCCUGCUCCGGAAACAGGACCUGUCAGUGUGGAGCUACCCCUCUACCCUGCAGAUUUACCAUGGGUUACUGAGUUUCACUGUGCACUCCAAACCAAAGGUCCGUAAGGUGGCACAGCAGGGCAUCUGUGCCAUCCUCCGUGGCAGUGACUUUCUGUUUGGGGACGAUGCCCCCGAUCAUCACCCAGCGGCCGUGACGACAGCCAAAUUCUGCAGCAAAGAGAUAGAACAAGCAGGAGGCAGUAAAGAAGACACCACGACACUUCAUGUCUUAGGGCUUCUGAAGGACCUGCUGCCAACGUUCCCGCUAAGCUCUGUGAAGUCAUGCUGUGAGACCUUGCUUCGAGUCAUGACCCUGAGUCACCUGCUGGUGACAGCUGGAGCCAUGCAGGCCUUCCACCAGCUCUUCAGCAGCAAGCCCAAACCUACCACCAUGUCCGCCGAGCUUAACGCCCAGAUUAUCACGGCUUUGUAUGACUAUGUUCCCAGUGAGAAUGAUCUGCAGCCACUGUUAGCAUGGCUGGCCGUUAUGGAAAAGGCCCAUGUCCACCUGUCCAGUCUGCAGAGUUCUCUGAGUCUGGGUCAUCUCCCUCGACUUUUCUCCACGGCCAUGUCCUGCCUGCUUUCCCCGCACACGCAGGUCGUCUCCGCGGCAACACAGACGCUCAAAACCCUGAUUACUGAGUGUGUGGCCCCACACAUGACUGACAUUGGCACAGUAUUACCCAGUGCUUCGUCUGGAAAUGCAGGUUAUAUCUGCAAAAUGUUCCGUGUUGUGGAGGAAGGGCUGUCCUAUCGUUUCCAUGCGGCCUGGCCGUUUGUACUGCAGAUCCUUGGUUGCUUCUACAGAGCCGCGGGGAAACAGGCCCAUCCCAUUAUGACAAAGAGUCUGCAGGCUCUCAGUGACCUGCGUGCCACCCCCCAAUUUCCCUUCUCUGGGGAGCUGGAUCUGGCUGUAGGGGGCGCCGUAGAGAGCAUGGGGCCAGAGGUCGUCUUAAAUGCCGUUCCUCUGCUUAUCACAGGCACAGAUGAUGACCUGGAGUUUCCCAGGAGUUGGCUGAUCCCUGUCAUCAGAGAUCACGUGAGCAACACUCAGCUAGGGUACUUCACCUCAUACUUCUUACCCCUGGCGACUGUACUCAGACAGAGAGCUGAGGAGUUUGAGAAGGCAGGACAGAAACUGGAGGCAAAAGUAUACCAGACACUGCAGUUACAGAUCUGGACCAUGCUGCCCGGGUUCUGCACCAAGCCCACUGAUCUGGCGGCCUCCUUUAAGGGCGUGGCCAGAGCGCUGGGCGUGGCCAUCAGCGACCGCCCUGAUCUCCGCCUUUACGUCUGCCAGGCACUGAGAGUUCUCAUUACCAAGAGCUGCGAGACAGAUGAAGAGAAGGCAGAAGUGGGUCGCUUUGCCAAGAACUUCCUUCCCAUCCUGUUUAACGUUUACACCCAGCAGCCCACGGCGGGAGAGGUGGCCACCGCCAGGAUGGCCGUGCUGGACACCGUCAGAGUUUAUCUGACCGUAACGGAGCAGCAGAUGGUGUGCACAUUCCUGCAGAAAGCCACAGAGAGACUCAAUAACGCAGACAGCUCUGACUUCACACGUCUUGCAGUGAUGGAUCUGGUUGUGGCGAUGGCUCCAUUUGUGGAUGAGACUUCCAUGACUAAAACAUUUGAACUCAUUAAACCAUAUCUAGAAAGAAAGGAGGCUGGCAUUCAGAAGAAGGCCUACAGGAUACUGGAGGAGAUUUGCGGUGGCGAGAGAGAGCCCUGUAAGAUGUUUGUCCACAAUAACCUGGAGCAGCUGAAAACCUUGCUGCUGGACAACCUAAAAUGUGCCUCUUCUCCCGCCAAGAGGCCCAGACUGAAAUGUCUUAAUCACAUAGUGAAACAACUGAAUGAAGAACAUAAAGAAUUCAUCAUUGCACUUCUCCCAGAGGUCAUCGUUUGCACGAAAGAGAUGUCUGUCGGCGCCCGUAAAAAUGCCUACAACCUCUUAGUCGAGAUAGGCAAUGCUUUCAUUCGAUUCUGUGGUAAUUCUAAAGAGGCCAUGGAGCAGUAUUUGGGACAUGUUUACUUAGGUCUUACGGGUUCUGUAACCAUGAUAGCCUGCACAGUUCUGGCCCUGACAAGAUUAGUUUUCGAAUACAAAGGUAAGCGGCACGUCCUGUCCCUGGAGCAGCUGCUGCAGAACGUUUGUCUCCUCCUCACCAGCAGGACGCGGGAGAUCGUCAAAGCCAGCCUGGGCUUCAUCAAAGUCAUCCUCUUCGUGCUGGAUGUGAAAGUUCUAGCGAGUCAUGUGAACAUCUUGAUGGAUGGUAUCACCCAAAUGAAGGAGGACAUGCGAAGGCAUUUCAGGUUGAAGCUAAAGGUCGUUCUCACUAAACUCAUCAGAAAGUUCGGGUUUGAGCUGGUGAAGAGCAUGCUUCCUCCUGAACAUCACAAAGUCCUGGCCAACAUUCGUAAAGUGGAGGCUAGAACCAAGAGACGAAAAGAGGUGAAGAAGAAUGAAGAGGAGGAAGGCUCAGAGAGUGAAGACGAUGUUCCCAAAGCCAAAACGGAGAGUAUUGAGGAUAUUCUGGCUGAAUCAGACUCUGACUUGGAGGAUGAGAAACCGAAGAAGGGUCAGAAGAAGGGGGCCAAACAGAAGGGUCAGGCCUGGCUAAAAGAGGGCGUGGCUGACGAACCCCUCAACUUCCUGGACCCCAAGGCUGCCCAGAGAGUCCUGGCCACUAACCCAGAUCUGAAGAAGUCUGGAAAAGUUCAACAUAAUUUCAAGAUGACGUCAGACGGACGUUUGAUCAUCCGAGAGGAGGACAAGGAGGAUGAUAAAACCAAAGAUGCUGACCGAGAAAUGGAUGACAUUUUGGAGGAAGCCGGAGUCAAGAGUAAAAAGACUCAAAAGAGGAAAAUGGAUGAUGACCUAGAUGAUGACAUGGAAAUCGAGCCCCAGUUGAAAUACAAAGCCGGAGGCUCUGGGAUUCAUAGACCGCUGGGAGGAAGAGGAGAACUGGGCGAGGAUUACAAGUCUAAGAAAGGAAAAGGUGAUGUGAAGAAGAAAGGCAAGGCAGACCCAUACGCAUACAUCCCUCUGAAAAAGGCUCAACUCAACCGCAGGAAAAAGGCCAAACUGCAAGGGCAGUUCAAAGGAAUGGUCAGAGGGGUGAAGAAGGGGGCGCUGUCUGGAAAAAGAAUGCAGAAGAACAAGAGGAAGGCCUGAGACACGCACACGCACACACACAUGCACGUGCAGUGCAGUCACACACUACAGUGUGGCUUAGAGAAAAAUGAACUGGUUUAGUCUGUCUAAAGGAGACAGUGGCAGACAUGCUGUCCGAGGAUAUGAUCAUCUGAUCCUUUGUUAUCUUUGGCUUAUUGAAUUUAAAAAAAAUGCCCUCCACCCUGUUUGAUGUCUGUCGCUCCAUUUCGGCCUUGCAGUCAACUGAGGGUAUUAGAUAUUACCUCCCGUGGAAGUUCCUCUUUCAGUAUGCUUGCACCUCUCUGUUAGGUUGGACUGGAAGAACAGAUUCACGGAGGUUUUGUGUUAUGAUUAAUGUAUUUAUGUGUUCUAAAUGGUAUGGAAAAUAAAUG